UUCGAAAAAUAGAAAUGCUCCUUUAGUAUGCAUUCAAAGAAGAAUAACAGGGCGGCUCUUUAGCGACGCAUCACGGCUACUAUAGUUACCAUCCAAUGUUAACGAUACGGAGUCGCGAAAGUGUAUUUGGCGUUAAUAUUCACGAAAAAUGGAGUUACCAGUUACAUAUUGUUUAUGUGGCCGUUCUUACGAUUUCGAACAAUUUAUGAUACAAUGUGAUGUUUGUAAAGAAUGGUAUCAUGGAGGGUGUGUUUCUGUAAAAGAAUAUAUGUCCAUAGAUCUUGACAAAUACCAUUGUCCGCGUUGUGAAGCAAUGUGCGGGCCAUCGCUUAUGAAAACAAAAUUGAAUUGGCAUAGACAUGAUUAUACCGAGCCCGAUGCUGAUACAAAACCAGUUCAAACUGGCACACCAGUAUUUAUAAGGGAAUUAAAAUCCAGACAUUUUCCAAAAGCUGAUGAAGUUGUUAAACAUGUUAGAGGACAGCAAUUGACUCUUCAAUAUUUACAAGCUAAUGGCUUUGAAAGUCCUAUUAUAAUUGAUGGGAAGGAUGGACUUGAUAUGACCGUUCCACCACCAAACUUCAGCGUUUAUGAUGUCGAAAGUUACAUAGGUGGAGAUCGAGACAUGGAUGUAAUCGACGUUACAAGACAAAGUAAUAUCAGAAUGAAAUUAAGAGACUUUGUUGAAUAUUACAAUUCCCCUUGCAGAACAAGGGUUCUUAAUGUGAUUAGUCUUGAAUUUACAAACACUGGUCUUUCACCAAUGGUCGAGGCACCAUACAUCGCGCGUAAACUUGACUGGGUUAAUUCUGUUUGGCCGCGUGAUUGGCUCGAGGAUAGUGACAUAAAACGCCCCGAAGUGCAAAAGUAUUGCCUAAUGGGAGUCAAAGACAGUUUCACAGAUUUCCACAUUGAUUUUGGUGGUACAUCUGUGUGGUAUCACGUGCUACGCGGAGAGAAAGUGUUUUAUCUGAUCAGGCCUACACCUGCUAAUUUACAACUGUAUCAACAUUGGAUGUGCAGCUCAACGCAGAGUGAAACCUUCUUUGGAGAUCAAGCCGAUGCGUGUUACAAAUGCGUUAUAAAACAAGGCCAAACUAUGAUGAUUCCAACAGGUUGGAUACACGCUGUAUUAACUCCAGUUGAUUCUUUGGUCUUCGGUGGAAAUUUUGUACAUAGCCUUAACAUUCCAAUGCAACUACAAAUAUACGAAUUAGAAAAAAAAAUGAAGACUCCUGCCAAAUUUCAAUAUCCUGGUUUUGAGACAAUCAAUUGGUUCGCAGCAAAGAAAUUACUGAAAGAAUUGAAAGAAUUAAAUAAUGAAGGAAAGAAAUGUCCAGCGUAUCUUUUACAGGGUGUUAAAGCAUUACUCAGUAUUCUAAAACAGUGGAACACAGAUAAGGACUAUAAUAUGACCAGUAGAGGUCAAAUACCAGAAACAAUAAAUAGUCAAAAAUUGUUAAAAGAUUUCAGUAAGGAAAUUCGACAUGCUGAACGAUACUUAAUAUCUUUAAAUCCCCCGAAACCAGAGCGAGAGAGUAAACGCAAGAAAAAGAAACCAUUGAAUAAAGAUUUUGUAGAUUAUGAUGUUGCCGAUAGAAUGCCUGAUAAUCCGUUCAAAGCAACGUUAAAAGAGACGAGUAAAGCGAAUUCUACGAUUGUAGAGUCACCGUCAUCCGGUAGACCACCCUUGAAACUCACAUUACCGAAACCCAUCAUGUAUCCCUAUGCCAAAACUCAAAGUCCAACAUUGGAAGAGAAAAAUGUUUCCCCUGUUAGUAAUAGAAGAUCGUCAAAACCGGGUAAACAAAGUCCAACCGUAAUUAGAUUUAAGCUCGGCAAUAAUGAGGUGGUCAGGAGUACACAUGAUGACAUAAAUACGUAUAAUAAUUUACACUCUGACCAUCCCCUUGGGACAUCGAAAGAAUUAACUUGGAAACAAACUUCCAUAUACGAUUUUCACGACGGCAGCAAUGAAAGCGAUUAUGGUCGAUUUACUAUUGACGAGUCGCCAAAACGAAAGAGAACACCCAAAACUAAUACGCAAAAGCGUUUAAAACGCGAUUACGAUGGAGAUGUUGAUGUUUUAAAUGAUGCACCAAAAAAUGGAAUUGAAGAAUUAUUAAAAGCUUCGGCUUAUACCUUGGGAAACGGGACUCAAAGAUUGGAUGUAACGACAUCAAUGAUAUCACAAUAUAGUCAACCUAUGCCACCACCUACUGGUAUUUAUAAAUUGAAAACAACCAGUUCUGGUAGGGCAUCUCCUUCGACUCGGGAAGCAAUUGCCGGGAUGCUAUCCUUCAGUGAACAAUGUUAUUCAACUACGUCAAAUAGUACAUCGAAAUCUACAAAAAUCACGAAAGUUCAAACUAGCGAGGAUGACGAUCAGUCUAUAGAAAAUAUCGAUAAAGUUCAUCAGGACGAUGAUUUUAUUUACCCGACUCUAGACGCUUCAGACGAUGAAGAUUUUAUUUUUAAACCUAAAGCGAAAAGUCAAAUAGACGAGGCAUGGAAUCCAAAAGCCAGAGUAGGACCUCUCUUGCCAAAAACGAAUCGUCCAGCUCGAGAAGGUGUCAAGAAAACAUCUGUCGAAAAAGGGCUCGAAGCAGCGGCAGCGAAACGUGCAAAACAAUCGGACGAUUAUCUGGAUAACAACAUGGAUAAGGGCUCCAAGAAGAAAUUGAGCACAACUAAGCGGACGUAUAAUAAAAAGAAGCAAAAGAAUUCAUCUGUAACUUCGGCAACUGGUACAUCGGCCACAUCUUCGGAAAAUACCGCAAAAACAAGCAUCGGAUUCGGCUCGAUAUUAACGAGUCCUAAUAGGCUCAAGGAUGUUAAAGCGAAAUUAGCCGCCCCAGUUCCAGUUGAACGAAAACCAAAGAAAGGAAUGAAAACGGCGAAGCAACGCUUAGGAAAAAUUUUGAAACUUCACAAAAUGAUGCACUAGGUUAAAAAAUAGCAAAAAAUCAUGAACGUAACGGACUAUACAUCACAUUACACUCUCGAUUUGUGUACAAAAACUACAUAUGUAAUAGAUGUACAUUGCUAUGUAAAUAUGUUGAAAUCAUUAAGGUAGUAUAACUAUCUUAAGAAUCUAGUUUUUAAAAUUACGAUCGUUUUUAACGAGAUAUUUAUAUUUAUUAUCGCAGUAUUUAAUUUUAAGAUAUAUAUACAUAUAUAUGUAUAUAUUGUAUGUUUUGAUACUUGACUACUUCAGUAAGAGAUUAUUUAUGUUGUAGCGAACACUUGCUGAAGCUUUUCAUAAAUGUACAAUUUUAUUUUAAAGCAUUAUUCGUUUAUAACUAACGAAAGAACAACAUUGUCCAUCUAAUUGUAAAGAGGCUGUAGUAUAUUAAAUCUUUUUCAAUUCACUAUAUAAUAGUGAACAGCAACAAAUUUUGUAUGGCAUAAUAGCUGCACGACAACGAAAAACAGUGGGAUAAUCGAUACUGUAUUCUGUAUACAUUUACUUAGAACUUUUGGUCUCGAUUAUGUGCUUUUCGUUAUAUUUACGUCUUGUACUUACUUCUAUCUUCGGUUUAUAUCAAGUUAUAUUCACUUUGAUAUAUUAUAAUAUUUAAUAAUUUAUUCAAUCACCUAUACUCUAUACGUUUGAACAAACACUAAACGUGUUGUAGAAUAUGAUUCAUUUUCAUUUUUAUAAACUAAUGUAAUCCUUUUUGUAUAUCUAUUAAUAUCUUGUAAUUGAGCAUGCUCAUAUGUCAAAAGAAUACAAACAUUGCACACAUAUACACAUAUAAAUUACAGCUGUCUGUCUUCAUUUAUUAUCAGUUUCAUUAUCAAUGACACAAUUUCUCACUUGUAACCACUGAUUUAUAUGUAUAAUUAUUAAUUGAAAGAUGACACUAAUUAAAAGGUGACACAGUCUUUCAUUUAUAAUCACUGAUUUGUAUGUAUUAUUAUUAAUUGAAAGGUAACACCGAUAAUAUAAUUUUCACAGUAAUGUAUACAAUAUAUUUCUUUUAUAAUUACUAUACAUACUAUACAUUCGUUGCGACGUUUAUAAAUGCGAGAUGCGAUGUAUGGAUUUCAUACUUCCCGCUGAAUGUAAAGUGCAAAGGAGUGUGAGCGCAUGCGUGUAAUUAUCUGUACUCAGCAGUAUUCAGUAGUACCUUGAUUGAUGCUGACCGUUUUGUAAAAUUUCUCGUUGAUUUGAUGUGUCUUCGCGAAAAAGUCUAUCGACCGUUCGUUCUCUGUGUCCGUCGCUAAUUAUAUCUGCGAGUGUGUAUUUCAACGAUUUAAUCGUAUUCAAUAUCUGUUUUCUAAUCAGUGUCAAUUGCUCGUGUCUUUUCUUCGAAAAAUUUUCUUCUAAAAUUUAUGGUGCUUUCAACACGUAGUGUAUGUAUAUACGUAUAGAACUUACGUAUAGCGUACAAAUUGUGAAACGAUCGUGAGCCAGUGAAUCAAUAGUAAAAGGGAAAUUCAUUGUAAUAUGCGAUAAUACCGACUGGGACGUGAAAUUGUUUCCUUUUGACCGCGUGGAAUAUUCAAGACGCUAUCGCGUGUAUUUGACGUUCACAAGCAACCACAGAAACGAGUAGAACGCGCAACACUAACUGCAGCACGGAACAGGACAUUUUGAACGAAGUUUGAAGAAGUAUGUAAGAGAGAGCGAGGAACUUCCUACCACUACCGCUGCUGUCACUGCCUACACCACGACUUCCAGCGACUACCAGCGACUACCGGCGACUACCGGCGACUACCGGCGACUACCGGCGACUACCGGCGACUACCAGCGACUACCAGCGACUACCAGCGACUACCAUUGCGAGCUUCUCUUCGUCUCGCUUUUUACAGGGUACCGAGGUGCUCGGAAGAGAAAGUUUUCUUCCGAGGUGGGGAUGGAGAAACCCGUAGGCAAUAAAACAAUAAAUUUUCUCUUCGAAGGCUCACAGGUUUUUUAAUAAGUCGCAGGAUUUGUUUUUUUACGACGUCCUGUCUUCGGAAGUCGUUUCGCGGACUAUGCGGCCAACACAUGUGCUUCAACCCUUUCUAUACGGCCAUGGGUUGCUACACUUUUAUGCGUAUGUCCUACCCAGUUGAAUUACGUUAAGACUCUCGCUGAAUAAUAAGAAAUGACAAAUAAAAUGAAAGAAAAACGAUGGCCGAUUUGAACAAAUUAGCAACGCCAUCGUGCGAUCCAAAGACGCAUCAUCAUGCCGCAUGACCCACCGAUGGCUCACAGUAUGAUAAUCCUGUUAAACAUGACAAUUAUGUACCAAUUAAUGAUAUUAUGAAACAUUUCGCGAUAAUGUUUCUUCUUAUGUGUAAUUAUCCAAAUGACCUGAACGAGGAGUUCAGCGUGGGCCAUCCGUGGCUCAAAUCAAAGGUAUCAAAUCAAUUUACGAUGGUUCGUUACAUACUUAAUGAAAUUACUUGAAAUAUAAUUCCAAACGAAAUGAGCCAUCGUAAAUUGAAUUGAUACCGAUACAAGAAACACGCACUGCCAGACACAAUAAUAUUGAUUCUUAAUACCGAUUCCACGAGAUUGUAACAGGAACUAAGAAUGUUCUGGAAAAUUGUUGUUUGUAAAGAGAAAUAACAAUGCAACUGUAUCGACGAAGUGCUACGAGGAACGAGAUCAUCUUGAAUUUCUGAAGAAAAGAAAGUUUGAAUUCGCCUCGAAGUGGGCUAUAAACCUAGCUAAAUGAAAACAUAUACAAUUUAUAAAAACAAAUUGAGGUCUCGAACUCCUUGACAAAUCUAUUGGUCAUCGUAAGAUGUCCUCCUCCAAACAAAAUACGUAUUACUUGAGAUAUUUUUUUCUGUAAUAAAUAGUUUAGCAGACAAUUGCGUGAUACCAUUGAAAUAUUCUAUGACACCAAAUGAGACAAAAAUGAAACAAAGCAGAAUUGCACACACAAACGAAAAUAAAGUUUGGAAACUCAAGUCUACGCGAAUUUGGCUAAUUUCCAAUUAGACAGGAGUAGACAAUCUGUAAGAAGUUACAUAUUCUACGAGCGAAUAUAAGCCCGUAAAAUAAAAUAAAAUUCUUCUGUUUAAGGUCACAUUUUCCAAAGAAUACAGUUUGAACACGUUCAGCCACGACUGUCAGGGAUUUGGAACGAAAAAGAAGGAUGUUGAAAAAUGGCCACUUUUAGACCUCCUUGCGAACGAUAAAUUCUUACAGGACAUUUAAGAGCAUCUUUCGACGAACGAUGCGUGUUAUUACCAUUUAUCCAAAAUGCGAUAGGAAAGUUAAAAAGAAAAUGAGUGCGAAGAUGAAAAAGUGGCAAACUUACUCGUGUGUUACACUUAAUCUUCAUUUUCUUCAUACUCUUGUUCACUUAUAGGAUAAUUUUUCGUCUAUAUCGACAUCGUAAUAUCUCAGACAUUCUGCUGUAAUACCACUAGAUAGUUGCUACGUGAGAACAAUGAUGAACGAUACGCUCGCUGACUUUGUAUCCGCAUAUAUAUGUUUUGUAUGUCAGGAACGAAUUGCACUCGGUCUAAAAACAGAAUUAAUGUAAACACAUUGAAGUAAUUAUGAAGUGCGAAAAAUCAGUCAGAGUCGCUCUCAGAUACUAGCUUGAAGACGUAAACAGAUAAGACGUUUCCCCAUUGCAUCUGUCAGUUUCGAUGUUCGACUUUGAAUUGCAGAUUGCAAUUAGCAUUCGAUUCCAUUCACUAUCAAAAAUAUCAAAUUGAAAUAGAACCGAAUAAUUGCAUUGGAAUAAAAGGCAGUCGAAUAAUUAAAAAUACUUUGUUUACCUAUUAAUUGACAAAGAUAAAACCGAAUUGGAAGACAUUGUAGCACAGGCAUACGGGUGCAAAGUUGAUGAACGUAACAACGAUCCUGUGAUGCUCUGGACUGGCUCGAUUCCAAGCUUCAAUUGAUUUACCGGCAGAAUUGCGAAAAAAUCAUUUCCUAGAUGGUUCAGUAUGUGGAAAAGGUGAAGAUUAAGUGUAACGCAUGGAUUAGUUUCUUGAAUUUUCUAGAAUUUUUCGUACCCAAGGAAGUCCAAAAAUGGCCAUUUUCUAACAUCCUCCUUUGUUUUUCAUUUCCCACGCGUAUACUUGACAAGUUUUCAAACUUGAUUUUCCAAAAACUGCAGCCUCCAACGCAACUUUGUUACUCCUCAUUUUCAUCUUAUUUUGAUUUAUUAUUCAUCUUAUUGUCACGUGCAAGAAAACGUAAAGUUCGAAUAUACAGAACGUACUGUAAACGCGAUUGUCUUGAACUCGUUUCAAUUAUUUUCCUACACGUAGAAUCUCUCUGACCCCGUUUAUUAUUUUAAUAUACCCUUUUUGUAGCUUAACGAACUGGGUAAUAUGUAAGUCAUUUAUUUAAGUUUUUCAGUAAUAUAGGUUUGCGUAAAUUUUAUGCAUUCGUUUUACUCCUUGGUUCUUAAUGGGUUAAAUUUUCGUUUUGCUUGACACACAAUCAGGAUAGCAAAUCAACUCUCUAUAUGGACAAUAAUGACCACAUUUGCACAGUCAUCGUCGUUGACACAAACAACUGCUUUUCUAUUACGAUAUCCUACAAUUUAUUAAUUCUUAUAUUUUUAUUGUAAUGUUACGUUUUCGUCAAUUUGCUAUAGUAAUAAAUGUUUUGAUUUCUGCAAACUGACAAUCAAAGGCGAUACUUACUGUCUUUCUGUAGAAUAUACAGAUAUAGAUCUGUUAUAUGUAAUUUAAAUUGUUUAUUUAAAAAUCUUAUCAAUACUAUAUUAAAAUGAAAUACUUAACAGAUAAGUUGAACGAGCCAUUUUGAAAUUGAUAGCGAGGCUAUCGUGAUUGAAAUCGAUUAACAGAGAGACUUAUCGUAUAUUUCUUAGCCUCGCUAUCGAUUCUAAGGAAACUUGUACAACUUAUCUGUUAAAUGUGCUCAGAAUAACAAUAGCUUCUUGUACAAAAGCUACUCAACGAAGCUACUCCAAAAUAUUUGACAUUUACUAAUACUAAUAAUAAUUCGUUAGAGAUAUUUAUCGUGCCAUGAUAUUCUACGAUAACUCUAAUAUAGAUCAAUGUUGUCCCGAAUCUUUCCGCUUUAAUUUUACAAGUAAAUUACAGUCUGUUAAUAAAGUCAAGUGUCUACAGUCUACGUAGUCUUAUAUAAGCAGCAAUGAAUGAGUAUAUUAAUAUUUUUAUCGUUUGUUGAAAAUAUUAGUACGUAGCUGCAAAACAGCCAAAUCUCAGACUGAUUAGUGUUAAAGAAUGGAAAGAAAAUUCAGAUUGGCCAGUAAUAACGAAUGGAAAAAGUUACUGGUGUGAGCAAAGCCAAAAGUGGAGGAACGUCUACAAGAAAGGAAAAUUUAUAAAUUAAUUUGCAAUGGUAUACGUUUGAGAAUAUUGUGGUAAACUUCUCAUUCUAUGUGCCAUAAUGUAUAUAUUAUUAAUAUAUUUAUUUUAUUCAUGA
This is a messenger RNA of Bombus huntii, 8380 nucleotides long. Its product is annotated as histone lysine demethylase PHF8-like. The transcript is spliced from 15 exons. Gene Ontology annotation, molecular function: transcription coregulator activity; histone demethylase activity. Lineage: Eukaryota; Metazoa; Arthropoda; Insecta; Hymenoptera; Apidae. The coding region runs from base 149 to 2947 and encodes 932 amino acids. The record is from RefSeq and is a predicted model, not a curated record. Gene Ontology annotation, biological process: regulation of transcription by RNA polymerase II; protein demethylation.